GCUGGUUUAGUAUCAGCUGUUAUAGUGAUGAUUGUCACUUUGGCUAUUGGAUAUCUUCUCGAGCCUUUACCAAAGUCUGUGCUGGGUGCCGUGAUCAUCAUCAACCUGAAGGGCAUGCUGAUGCAAUUCAAUGAAAUUCCUUACCUGUGGAGGAGAGACAGGCCAGAUUGUGUGGUGUGGGUGGUCACCUGCAUAGCGGCCAUCCUGCUGGGGCUGGAUCUUGGAUUGGCUGUUGGUCUUGGUGUGGAGUUGAUCUGCGUCGUCCUCCGGGUUCAGUUCCCUCGCUGCAGUGUGCUAGCCAACAUUGAGGGGACAGAAAUUUACAAAGACAGGAAGGACUACAUCUCUGUAAAUGAACCAGAGGGGGUGAAGAUCUUCAGAAUCCCGUCCCCAAUCUUCUUCGCCAACAUGGACUUCUUUAGGAACAAGCUAGUGGAAGCUCUUGGCUUCAAUCCUCUGAGAGUGUUGAAAAAAAGGAACAAAGCUCUGAGUAGGAUCCGGAAACUUCUGAAGAAAGGUGACCUGCAGUGGACGUCGGUUGAGCAACUCAGCAUCUGCACUGAUAUCACCACCUCGUCUUGCUUUGAUAUAACUCUGUGA
This is a messenger RNA of Poecilia reticulata (guppy), 600 nucleotides long. Lineage: Eukaryota; Metazoa; Chordata; Actinopteri; Cyprinodontiformes; Poeciliidae. The record is from RefSeq and is a predicted model, not a curated record.